Messenger RNA from Panicum virgatum (switchgrass), 516 nucleotides. RefSeq names its product NAC domain-containing protein 18-like. Gene Ontology annotation, molecular function: DNA binding. Bases 1 to 516 code for a protein of 171 amino acids. NCBI's taxonomy places the organism in Eukaryota, Viridiplantae, Streptophyta, Magnoliopsida, Poales, Poaceae. Gene Ontology annotation, biological process: regulation of DNA-templated transcription. The transcript is spliced from 3 exons. The record is from RefSeq and is a predicted model, not a curated record.
AUGGCGAAGCCGCGACUGCCGUCGGGGUUCCGGUUCCGAUCGACGGACAAGGUGCUGGUGGUGCACUACCUCCGGCGGCGCGCGCUGGCGUCCCUGCUCCCAGCGGCCGUGGACAUCCCUGCUCCCAGGUGGAGCGAGCAGGAGCGCUACUUUUUCACGUGCAAUGAGGCCAAGUACGUGAAGGGGCAGCAUGCGAACCGCGCCACGGGGGCCGGGUACUGGAAGGCCACGGGGCAAGGAGAAGCCUGUGGAGGUGGCGGUUCCGGCGAGGGGCGGCGGCCAGGCGCAGGCCGUGCUGGGGGCGCGCGGGCGUUCAUCGACUUCGCGCUCGUGGAUGCAGUCGCGGCGGGGCGGCGCGAGCAGCAGCAGGGGCAGCAGCGGCGCGCGUCAUCACCGGUGAUGUCGUCGAGCCGCCUGACGGACGCGUUGCACGAGCAGCACGCGCGGGAGCAGGGUAGUUUUGAUGAUGUGGCAUAUUAUAUGGAUGCUGACGUAUGGCAGUAUCUUAGUGAAUGA